Molecule: messenger RNA, 570 nt
Organism: Patiria miniata (bat star)
Lineage: Eukaryota; Metazoa; Echinodermata; Asteroidea; Valvatida; Asterinidae
Product: complement C1q and tumor necrosis factor-related protein 9-like
Exons: 4
Coding region: 1-570 (189 amino acids)
Molecular function (GO): protein binding
Source: RefSeq, a predicted model, not a curated record
AUGAACUCUGCUCAGAGAAUGAAGAUCUGCGUGGCAACCGUCUUUUCGAUCGCCCUCCUUCUGGGUAACUCCGUCAACCUCCGAGCUUCUAUUACUGGGCCAGUCCCCUCGGACGGUGAUGGUCCGGUGACUCAGGAGUGCCACAAAAGCUGCCAACAACCUGUAGUUUUAGGAACAAUUUUACAAGGGCCAAAGGGUGAUGCAGGUGAGCCAGGUCAAAAGGGUGACACAGGGCAUAAAGGUUUAGUCGGACCAACCGGUAAGAAUGGUGUCAAAGGUCAAAAGGGUGAGCCAGGGGAGUCACCAGACGACCGGCGGGUAGCAUUCACCGUGGAGACCAAGACGCUUCUACCAGGCACAAACUUCGAUCUGGAGACCGGCACAUUCACGUGUAGUGUGCCGGGCACCUACGUGUUCACGUUUUCUGUGAGCAAAUAUACUCCCAGCAGCAACCUGGCCGUUCAUCUCCGGAAGAACGGCGCCAUAUUUGUCUCUGGCGGUAGCAAUGAAUCAAGUAAUGGUGAACAGGUGAUCACAGUAGCUCAGUCAGACAGGGUCACGGCACUGUGA